Messenger RNA from Helicoverpa armigera (cotton bollworm), 2392 nucleotides. RefSeq names its product DNA replication licensing factor Mcm5 (gene Mcm5). The record is from RefSeq and is a predicted model, not a curated record. Gene Ontology annotation, cellular component: MCM complex; nucleus. The transcript has 13 exons. Lineage: Eukaryota; Metazoa; Arthropoda; Insecta; Lepidoptera; Noctuidae. Gene Ontology annotation, molecular function: single-stranded DNA helicase activity; ATP binding; single-stranded DNA binding. Gene Ontology annotation, biological process: DNA replication initiation; DNA replication; double-strand break repair via break-induced replication. Bases 99 to 2288 code for a protein of 729 amino acids.
CUUGUGUUUGCUGAGACUUGUGCUAAGCUAACGCUUAUUUACGCUUUUCCCUGCGAAAUUAUUUGUAAUCCAAAACAUAACAUUAGUAAUUUGUAAACAUGGAAGGAUUUGAUGAUCCCGGUGUUUUCUUUUCCGACAAUUUUGGCGUCGAAGAGAAUGAAUCUCAAGAUCAACUUAACCUACAAGCAGUAAAAAAGAAGUUCAAAGAAUUCAUUAGACAGUUUCACACCGGCAACUUUAAUUACAAAUACAGAGAUGCUUUAAAACGCAACUACAACUUGAGCAACUACUGGGUUGAGAUAAAUAUUGAAGACUUAUCCAGCUUCGACGAAGUUUUGGCAGAGAAAUUAUAUAAGAAACCCACCGAACAUUUACCCAUACUUGAAGAAGCUGCUAAAGAGUUAGCUGAUGAGCUGACUGCUCCCAGACCUGAGGGGGAAGAGAAAGUGGAAGACAUACAAGUUCUAUUGACUUCUGAUGCACAUGCUGCUAAUUUGAGAGAGCUCAAAUCUGAAACAGUAUCUAGGCUGGUCAAAAUUCCUGGUAUAGUAAUAUCCGCAUCAGGCAUCAAAGCAAAGGCUACAAAGAUAUCAAUCCAGUGCAGAUCAUGUCGCAACAUCAUCCCGAACUUACCAGUCAAGCCUGGACUCGAAGGAUAUGUCAUGCCCAGGAAGUGCAACACGGAACAAGCUGGUCGACCAAAGUGCCCAUUAGACCCUUACUUCAUCAUUCCAGACAAAUGCAAGUGCAUUGAUUAUCAGGUACUGAAACUGCAAGAAGCCCCAGAGAGCAUACCGCAGGGAGAGAUGCCGCGCCAUCUGACGGUAUACUGCGAACGCGUGCUGUGCGAGCGCGUGGCUCCCGGCGCUAGAGUCACUGUGCUCGGCAUAUACUCUAUUAAGAAGAUUGCUAAAAUUGGACGAGAAGGCCGCGACAAAGGCUCGGUAGGUGUCCGCUCGUCCUACCUCCGCGCAGUCGGUCUAACAGCUGAGGAGGGCGUCACUGGAGGGUUGAAACCCUUCACCGCUGAGGAAGAGGAGCAGUUCCGAAGAUUGGCAGCCUCGCCCGACAUAUACGAGCGUAUCGCUAUGUCGAUAGCGCCCAGCGUGUUCGGAGCUGUGGACAUGAAGAAAGCUAUCGCCUGUCUUUUGUUUGGAGGAUCUCGAAAAAGACUGCCAGACGGUCUGACCCGCCGAGGAGACAUCAACAUAUUGCUUCUGGGUGACCCUGGUACUGCUAAGUCACAACUGCUGAAGUUUGUGGAGAAAGUGUCGCCUAUUGGCGUGUACACCUCAGGCAAAGGGUCCAGUGCCGCUGGUCUUACUGCUUCUGUUAUCAGGGAUCCUGGCAGCCGUAACUUCGUAAUGGAGGGAGGCGCGAUGGUCCUCGCUGACGGCGGUGUCGUAUGCAUAGACGAGUUCGACAAAAUGCGCGAAGACGACCGAGUCGCUAUACACGAAGCUAUGGAACAGCAAACUAUCUCUAUUGCUAAGGCUGGCAUUACUACGACUUUAAACUCUCGCUGCUCAGUCCUGGCAGCUGCUAAUUCAGUGUUCGGUCGAUGGGACGACACAAAAGCCGAUGACAAUAUUGACUUCAUGCCAACUAUUCUAUCAAGAUUCGACAUGAUAUUCAUUGUUAAGGAUGAACACGAUCAAAACAGGGACAUUACGCUAGCGAAGCACAUAAUCUCAGUGCACAUGGGCGGCGACAGUGCUGAACGCGAGAGCGCGGCGGGCGAGCUGCCGCUGGCGCUGGUGCGGCGCUACGCGGCGUACUGCCGCGCGCGCUGCGGGCCGCGGCUGGGCGCGGGCGCGGCGGAGCGGCUGCGCGCGCGCUACGUGCUCAUGCGCACCGGCGCGCUGCACCACGAGCGACAGAUCGACAAGAGACUCUCUAUACCUAUUACUGUUAGACAACUAGAAGCCAUAGUACGAAUUUCAGAAUCUCUAGCCAAGAUGCAGUUACAGCCUUUCGCCACAGAAGUGCAUGUCACUGAGGCACUCAGAUUGUUCCAAGUUUCUACGUUAGAUGCAGCCAUGACUGGAAGUUUAGCUGGCGCCGAAGGAUUUACCUCCGAAGAAGAUCAUGAAAUGCUAUCUCGCAUUGAAAAGCAACUAAAGCGCAGGUUCGCAGUCGGUUCUCAAGUCUCUGAACAAACAAUCAUUCAGGACUUCUUAAAACAAAAGUAUCCCGAGAGAGCCAUUAUAAAAGUUAUCCACACCAUGAUAAGACGUGGAGAGUUACAACAUAGGUUGCAGAGAAAAAUGCUUUACAGGCUCUCAUAACUCUUUUUUCUAUUACUAUUUUCGUUAUUGUCGUUUAAUCUCAACACUUUUUUGUACAACCCUUGUGUAAUCUUUAAAAUAAAAAACAAUUUUUCAAGUUUUCA